AUGGCAGUGAACGUACCUCAAUUUAAACUCAACAAUGGAGUAUUGAUGCCCAGCGUCGGCCUGGGAUGCUGGAUGGGAGCCAAGGGAGGUGGCGAGAGGGUCUACCAUAUGGUCACGGCCGCUCUCAAGGCCGGCUACCGCCAUGUCGACACGGCAGAUGGCUACGGAAACGAGGAGGAAGUAGGCCGUGCGAUCCGAGACUCAGGCAUUCCGCGCAAGGAGAUCUUCGUCACGACAAAGCUCAACAACACCGACCACCACCGAGUCCAGGAGGCGUAUGAGCGCUCCCUGAAGGCACUCGACCUCGAGUACAUUGAUCUUUGGCUGAUGCAUUGGCCCCAAGGCUCACAGGACGGCCGCAGCCUGAAGCCGGAUGAAAGCCCCACGUACCACGAGACAUGGGCUGAGAUGGUCAAAGUCUAUGAGACUACGGGCAAGGUGCGCGCCAUCGGCGUCUCCAACUUCGGUGUGCCAAUCUUGAAGUCCUUGCUCGCGACGACCAAGGUCGUCCCGGCUGUGAAUCAGGUCGAGCUGCAUCCUUGCUUGCCCCAGGAGAACCUGCGCAAGUUCUCGGCUGACCACGGCAUUGUCCUCACUGCGUACUCGCCAAUUGGACAACCAGCUCCCGACCAGGUAUCUCCCCUCCUCACUGACGAGAGUGUGAAGGAGGUUGCCAAGAAGCACGGCGUCACCGAGGGGCAGGCCGUCCUCAGCUGGGCUGUGCAACACGGCAUCGUAGUAGUACCCAAGAGCGAGAACCCGGAGCGUAUGAAGGCCAACAUCACCCUCGUACAUCUGGAUGAUGCGGAUGUGAAGGCGAUCGAUGCUGUGCAUAAGAAACCUGACUUGCACCGCAGUCUGCUUGGCUACCAUAGCCCUGACGGUUCUGUUUUUGGAUGGACAUACGAAGAGAUGGGUUGGGAACUGCAAGCUGGUGCCAAGGUGAAGGCUUGA
Messenger RNA from Diaporthe amygdali, 954 nucleotides. RefSeq names its product glycerol dehydrogenase. Lineage: Eukaryota; Fungi; Ascomycota; Sordariomycetes; Diaporthales; Diaporthaceae. Bases 1 to 954 code for a protein of 317 amino acids. The transcript is spliced from 3 exons. The record is from RefSeq and is a predicted model, not a curated record. Gene Ontology annotation, molecular function: oxidoreductase activity.